CGCCCAACUCUAGUUCUGCGCAGACUCCUGGAAUUAUUUGCCGUCUCUAUGGCAACCCAGUAGCUGCUGCCGGAAGAUGGAGACCACCGAGCCUACCGAGGGAUCGCGGUCUCGAUCUUUGGACGUGCAGCCUGGCGCUGGAGGGCUCAGGUCUUCUUCAGAACCGUUUCCUUUGGAUGGCCAUCCUAGGUCGGUCCUGGCAGCUGCAACUACUGCAUCUGUAGCUGCCUCCACCGCCAAAACCGAUGCGUUAUCUACGAAGACCCGAGUCCGCUACUCUGAGCCGAGUGUUCUCAUGGACCGCUCCUCUGACAGUCUUCCUGGGGAGCCCUGCACUGGAGCCAGCUUUACCCACAAGAUAGACCAGAGGAGACUUGGCUUUGAGCCUGUCUAUGCUUCCCGUUUCACCCAGGAUCCCUGUACUACAAAUGACCGUAGCUCUAGUCCUGGCCCUGUUACUGGCUCCAGUUCUGGUCCUGGCCAUGGCUCUGGCCCUGGCUGUGACUCUGGUCAAGGGACUGGUUCUGAUUCUGGCCCUGGUCCUGCCACUGAAUCUGGGCCUAGUCCAGACCGUGGCCAUGACCCUCAGCUCAGCCUCUGCAAUCUCCCAAGCUUCAGAAACCUUGGGGCAGAGCUGGUCCCUAAUUAUUCCUGCUGGAAUCACUACUGCUGCUGGGAACCUCAGAAACAACCCUGGAAAAGUUUGCAAGUCCCAGAACCUGGUGCACGAGGGCAAUGGAAGACCCCCCAAGUUGAAGAGAAGUGUAAGGUUCUCAAAGAAACAUUGCCACGGGGACACUGCCUUCUAUACAACUGGGAGGAGGAGAGAGCCACCAACCACCUGGAUCAAGUCCCAAGUAUGCAGGAUGGCUCUGAGAGUUUCUUCUUCCGACAUGGACACCAGGGACUGCUGACCCAACAGCAACAGUCACCCAUGUCCUUCAGCACCACCCAGAAAGACUCGUACCAGCCCCCACGAAACUACUAUCAACCAAUUCGAGGAAAGCGGGAAGCCAUGCUGGAGAUGCUCCUGCACCAUCAGAUCUGUAAAGAGGUGCAGGCAGAGCAGGAACCCGCAGGGAAGCAAUCUGAGGUCGAGUCUGUGACACACCAUGACUACCAAAAGGAGCUGGUACACGCCGGGCCUCCUGCCCCAACCAAGCCUCAUGACUACCGUCAGGAGCAGCCUGAAACCUUUUGGAUACAGAGGGCACCGCAGCUACCGGGUGUCAGUAACAUCAAGACACUGGAUACACCAUUCCGGAAGAACUGCAGUUUCUCAACACCAGUGCCUUUGUCUCUGGGGCAGCCUUUGCCCUAUGAACCUGAGAAUUCUUCCCACCAACUGGGAGAAAUAUCCUCCCUUGCCUGUCAGGGAGCACAGGGUGGGGAAAUGGGUAGAACUACUAUCUAAGAGUUGAGGCGGGAAGAGGGGUGUGGAAUACAGAAUCCAUUUCCGUCUGUACUGGAGAGGUGGGAAGGAAGGCGAUUCUGUCUGUACUUGGUGAAGGGGCUUUCCAUAAAGGGUUCUCUCUCACCCUGA
Messenger RNA from Lontra canadensis (Northern American river otter), 1543 nucleotides. RefSeq names its product sperm associated antigen 8 (gene SPAG8). The transcript has 7 exons. Lineage: Eukaryota; Metazoa; Chordata; Mammalia; Carnivora; Mustelidae. Gene Ontology annotation, cellular component: nucleus; cytoplasm. Bases 77 to 1414 code for a protein of 445 amino acids. Gene Ontology annotation, biological process: positive regulation of transcription by RNA polymerase II. Gene Ontology annotation, molecular function: microtubule binding. The record is from RefSeq and is a predicted model, not a curated record.